Messenger RNA from Galleria mellonella (greater wax moth), 5340 nucleotides. RefSeq names its product beta-glucuronidase-like. Gene Ontology annotation, biological process: glucuronoside catabolic process; carbohydrate metabolic process. The transcript has 13 exons. The record is from RefSeq and is a predicted model, not a curated record. Lineage: Eukaryota; Metazoa; Arthropoda; Insecta; Lepidoptera; Pyralidae. Bases 335 to 2272 code for a protein of 645 amino acids. Gene Ontology annotation, molecular function: beta-glucuronidase activity; carbohydrate binding.
AUUUACUACAUCGAAUCCAGUCAGCCAGUCCGCCGACACACGUCUGGUGGAGAGCGCGCUUAAGUUCUAAUUUCAAAUUUCGCGCCUUUACAUCGAAAACAGAUGAACGUGAAUUUACUUGUUCUAAACAGUACUUUCGUAAAUUAAUAUGUUAAAACGAAAACAACUAGAAUAAUAGUGUGUUCGAUUUAUUAUAAUUAAAAUAAGUUAAAAUUAGUAAUUUUAUUUGUGAAUAAUAAAUUAAACUUUACUAACAUUAAAUAAUUAACCUAUAUUAGUGUCAGCCAAAAAUCCAGUUUUUAUUUAAUCACAACAUACGUCGAAAAUAAUUACGAUGAAGUCAACGUUGAUCCUUUUGGGAAUAGUGUUCGUACCGUUUGUCACUGCCAUACUUCCGGUAUCAUCUAGUGACAAUGUCAUCAACAUAAUACAAAAGAAACCCGUUAUAAAUACGGGUUCGCCGCUGUAUCCACGAGCAACCCUGACCAGAGACCUUAGAAAGCUGGACGGCAUAUGGAAUUUUAGAUUGUCACCCCCAAAUAAUCCUUUAUUUGGAUUUCUUAAUGGAUGGUAUCUACAAGAUCUUGCUGAGACUGGACCAGUUAUCCCCAUGCCGGUUCCGUCAUCCUUUAACGAUGUCGGCGUGGACGCAGCUGUGCGUGAUCAUACUGGUGUGGUAUGGUAUGAUAGGCGAUUCUACGCGCCACGCUGGUGGGGUGACGCCAGACAACGUGUUUGGUUAAGAUUCAGCAGCGUUCAUUAUCAAGCGAAAGUGUUCCUAAACGGCAAUCAAGUUACGUCACACGAAAUCGGACAUCUACCGUUUGAAGUGGAAAUUACGGACGUUGUUCUGUAUAACAGUUCCAAUUUACUGACUGUGGCGAUUGAUAACACGCUCACUCUUAACACUAUACCACAGGAAAAUGGAUAUGAUUUCUUUAACUACGCUGGUAUUCACCGUACGGUGUAUAUUUACUCAACACCACAAUUAUAUAUAGAAGACAUCGCCAUAGAUACAGACAUACAGGGAUAUACGGGUAUUGUCACUUACUACAUAUCAGUCAAAGGAUCAAGUGAUGAUGACAUCAUAUGCUUUGUGGAGGUCUUCGAUAGGAAAAACACAAAGGUCGCAGCCUCACAAAACUGCAGUGGGGUGAUAGACAUCCCUCAGGCACACCUCUGGUGGCCUUAUCUCAUGCAUCACGAUCCUGGAUACUUGUACACAAUGAGGGUCUCCUUAGUAAACACACGAGAUGAAUUAGUAGAUACUUACACUGAAAAAUUCGGCAUUAGAACCGUAAGCUGGACGAACACUACAGUCUACUUGAAUGGUCAACAGAUAUACCUGCGCGGGUUCGGCAUGCACGAAGACUCUGAUUUCCGCGGCAAAGGCUGGGAUCCGGUGUUGUGGGUGAAAAAUAUAAAUCUGAUCAAGUGGGUUGGUGGAAAUUCCUUCCGUACCUCUCACUAUCCGUACGCGGAAGAGAUCUACCAAUUGGCUGACGAGCACGGAAUCAUGAUAAUCGACGAGUGUCCCAGCGUUAACGCUAUCAAUUACUCAGACUCUUUGUUGGAAAAGCAUAAGCAGUCCCUCACAGAGUUGAUUAGAAGAGAUAAAAAUCACCCGAGCGUGAUCAUGUGGUCCAUCGCCAACGAGCCGGUGAGCGACAAGCCUAACUGCGACGAAUAUUUCAAAAAAGUGGUGAUGCAUGUCAAGACUAUGGAUGUAUCGAGACCAGUCACUUAUGCACUAGCUAAUCCCAAGGAUAUUGCGGGCAAGCACCUGGACGUGAUCAGCUUCAACCGCUACAAUGGCUGGUACAGCGAGACGGGCGAGCUGCAGCACGUGGCGGAGAACGUGGCGCGGGAGGCGCUGCAGUGGCACCGCAAGUAUAACCGCUCCGUCCUCAUGUCCGAGUACGGCGCAGACACCAUCGCCGGAAUGCACUUCUUGCCGACAUUCGUAUGGUCAGAAGACUACCAGGUGGCUCUGAUGUCAGAACAUUUUAAGGCGUUCGACAAAUUGCGCCAAAGCGGCUUCUUCGUCGGCGAGUUCAUAUGGAACUUUGCUGAUUUCAAAACUAAACAAGGUAUAAUAAGAGCGGGGGGCAAUAAGAAGGGUAUAUUCACUCGGUCACGACAACCGAAAGCAGCAGCACACCACUUACGGGCGCGGUACCACGCGGUGGCGGCCGCCGACGUAGGCGCAGCACCGCCUCGACCAGACCUAUACAUCAGCGACAACACGAGAAUAUACCACGGGGAACUAUAACGUAGCCGUUUUUACCGGAUCCGACAUAUUCCGGACACUUGUAGUACCGCCUUUUAAGACUAAAUAUAGAGAACGGACGGCGACAGAGAAUACAUUAAAUAAAAUUUAAUAUUAUUUGGAUACAGAAUAGUAUACUUUGACGCCCGAUGGACGUUCCUAGCCAAUAUAAUAUAAGCUAAUACGAAUAAUUUAUUCCAACUGCCAAAUAAAAGUUGUGAGAAUAUACGAAAUGUAAUGUAUAUUAUACACCUACAUAAAGUACAAUAACUCAAAAGUGUUGUAAAAUAUAUAAUUUUGAACUUAGGCCUGAGAAAUGUCUGCAGUAUUUUCCUCUCCAAUGUUCACUAUACUUCUACCUACUUAGUAAUUUUACAGCCAAUUUACCUCAUGAAGUUCAAUCAUAUGAGAAAAUUCGUUGUUCCUUAAUUCCUUUUAUUUAUUUUUUUACUAUAAAGUACCAUUCACAUAGUUUCGAGUGAUCAUUUGAAAACAACUUGUGGGCAUAGUUCCGUGUCAGGAGAAAUCAAUCCGUAAGUGUCCCAGAGUAUGUACUGAAAUAAUCACGUGCUCUCAAUGCUUUCUGCGGAAUGGCAUUUUGUUAUAUUUUUCUAUAUGUAAUCUAAUUAAAUAGUAAAAUUUUAAGUACAUUUGUAAAUGAUCUCUCGGCGGUUACGAUCCGGAGUUUUAAAGACUUUGACUCUUGACUUGUACCUGUGUGAAUGGUGCUUUAAUCAAGAGCUUUGAAAACAUUUUACAUGGCUCGAAUGCAUUUGUUCUUUUAGUCUAUAUAAAUUAUGUAAGUUUUAGGUAAGGUAACUACCAUAGACAUGCAAUUGACGCCUGCGUGUACUUUCUAUGUCAAUUUGUGACCAUAAAUUAGGCUCAUUAGAACCUUGACUGCGACCAAAUUUCGAUUCAGAGUAACUGCAUGGUAUUUAUGUCAAAAAAUGAUUAAUGGUUUAAUAAACUGAUAAAAAUUAACCUACUACGUGGAUAGGUAUCGUCGAAAAUGUUUAUUACCUACAUAAGGAGGUUUCCCAUCGAUAAAUUAUAGCUUUUUUCAUUUCAAACAAGACAAGUAGUGACGCGUUUAGUUUUGAAACAGCUGCAGUAUCUAUUUCUAGUUACGUCUGUGGUGCUUACCUAAUAACUGAUUUUCUAUAAGUAUUAUUAUUAAGACCAUAAUUAAAACUAAGUCUAACCUAUAAGUUGUGUUCAACAUUUUAUUUAAAAUACGAUAAAAUGUGACACUUAAACCAAAAUGUCAUUAAUUUAUCUGCUGUUUAACUUUAUAACGCUAAAUUAAAUAAUCGCAACGUAAUUACUGUGUAUAUGGAUUUGACAUUAAAUAAUAACAUGUCUUUGGUUCUGUUUAAAAUAUGUAUUGCUUUGUUAGGGCAAAUUUUGGUUUGCUCAGAACGUUGAGCACACCGAAUUCGACUUUAAAUUCUAGAUGACUAUGUCUGUAACAUGUAAUGUAACGUAACCGUACGUCACUAGAAAUUAACACCUAAUAUCCCAACAGUUCAUCUUCACCUAUCCUUUUUCAUUGGUGCUCCGCCAGCGUAUACCGAUCACGCAAGCGGUCUUACCAUUUUAUUUUUAAUAUUAAAAAAAUACCUCCUCUUAGAGAUGGUGAAAAAUGUGUCCUGGGAUUGUAGAGCCACAUAAAAUAGUAUUUUUAAUUAAAUAUAAACGAACAUAUUAGGGGUUCGAUCGUGGAGACCAUUGCUCUAAACUUAUUUCUUAAUCUAAUAUUUUAAUUUGAUAGUUUCGCGAUAGUUUAGAAUUUUUUAUUUUUAGAGAUGGGUUUAGAGAUGUGGUGUUUCAGAAUCGACCCCAAUAUUCUCAUAAUGCAUUACAUUGAUUUUAAUGGAUAAUAAGUAUUAAUGGACAAAUUCGAAAACUACUUAACUGAUUUUGAAAUUUCUUUCACCUAUAUAUCAACGUGUAACAUAGGCUAUAAAUUAUUUUCGAAAAUUCUACCCGUGCGAAGUCGGGCCGGAUCCUUAGUAAUUGAUAUGUUUAUGAUACAUUCCAUUGAAACAACCUUGUUAACACUUAAUUUACAUUAGGCGUCGAUUCCUAUAAACAUAUAAAAUUAUUGGUCUAUAUGUAUAAUGUACAUUAUUAAAAAUAUAUACUUUUAAAAAUAAAUUUAUUUUAUAAAAUAAUAAAUAUAAGUAGAAUAAAUUCAGUUGUAAUAGUAUAAAUUAACGUUUCCAUGAAAUAAAAUUGUUGAAAACUUAUUUCUAUUUUGUUUAUGUAUAAAUAAAUAUAUGCAAUAAUUACCUACAUAUAUAUAUUACCUAUCUGUAACACCUAUGAUCGUUCGAAAUUCAAAUGACCUAUAUAUACCUAGUUUAAAUUAUAAGAAAACUUACUUCAACGUACUAUAUUACAUCUAACUAAGUAUUAGAUUUACUUAAAACAAUUACCUAAGUAUAAUAAAUAUAAUGUAUUAUUAUUUAAGUGCCAUCAACUGUAAGAAUAGUCUUGGAACUUGUACAAGUAUUUCCUGUAUCGAAAUAGGUGCAUAUGGUAUGUACAAGUACGUACACACAUAUUAACAGGUAAAAUAAUUGAAUAUUGAAUAUUUUACUUCUAGCGAGAUCAAAUAUUGUUUCUAGCUUAUAUUUAUUAUUUAAGAUAUUCCGAUAUAUGGCCAGUAAAUUUGCCGCUAUGAUGAAGCACAAAAUACAAGUACAAGCCAGACCUAUAAUAGGUUAUUUCUUCUUAUGAGAGAGAUUUGUGCCCAAAACUGGGACACUAAUGGGCUGUUAAGUUACGAGUAUAAUAAUAAUGUAGUAUUGCCCUAUAAAUUAACGUUUCACUAUCCUGUCCUACAGUUUUUUUUAUGUUUAAAAAUAUGUUCGUUUUAAAGAUGUUUGGAUAUAUCUUAUUUAAUCACAAAUAGUUGUGAUUAUAAAUUACACAGAUGGACCACAUUCUAUAAUAUAACUACGAGUACAUGACUAUAGUAUAAAUACUUUUUACAUCGGGUAAAGCUGCAGAUUACAGCUUUAUAACAUAAAUGUAAUUUAUCAAUUAAAAUUACUUGAGUAUCA